Molecule: messenger RNA, 730 nt
Organism: Odobenus rosmarus divergens (Pacific walrus)
Lineage: Eukaryota; Metazoa; Chordata; Mammalia; Carnivora; Odobenidae
Product: olfactory receptor 14A16-like
Exons: 2
Biological process (GO): G protein-coupled receptor signaling pathway
Cellular component (GO): membrane
Molecular function (GO): olfactory receptor activity; G protein-coupled receptor activity; odorant binding
Source: RefSeq, a predicted model, not a curated record
UAUUUUAUGUUAUUGAUUUAUAUCACUCCAUCAAAAAUGAACAAUGUCUCGGUGGUGACAGAAUUUCUUAUCUUGGGAUUUUCUGGCCCAUGGAGUCUUCAGUUUUUACAAUCUGUGCUUUUUACAGUAAUUUAUCUGUUAGCCCUGGUGGGGAAUGGUCUCAUUAUUACCAUAAUAUCUUUGGACCCAUGCCUGCACACAGCCAUGUAUUUCUUUUUAAGGAAUCUGUCCCUGUUUGAUCUUUGUCUCAUUUCAGCUGUUGUGCCCAAAAUUGUUGUAAAUCCCUUGACACACAGCAAUUCUAUCUCAUUUUUUGGCUGUGUCGCCCAGGUCUUUCUGGUGCCUUUUUCAGCAGUGGCAGAGUUAUUCCUCGUCACAGUGAUGUCCAUUGACCACUAUGCUGCCAUUUGCCAUCCUUUGUACUAUGAAACCAUCAUGAAUAGGGGCAGAUGUGGGCAGAUGGUGGCUCUGUCCUGGCUCAGCGGUGGCUUGAUAUCUGUUAUACAUAGAGCAGGAACGUUUUCUUUAUCUUAUCGUGGAUUCAAUGAAGUUCAACAAUUCUUCUGUGAUAUCCCCCAGUUGCUAGCUAUUACUUGCUCAGAGAAUAUAACUGCAGAAAUUGUACUCAUUCUUGUUAACACAGUCCUGGAUUUCUGUUACUUUAUUUGCAGCACAGUCUCCUAUGUCUAUAUCUUCUCCACUGUCAGAAAGAUACCAUCCACAAAAAGAG